AUGGCUGCCACAGAAGGAUCUGAAGCCUUGGCUACACCACUGACCCACAUGUUCAGUGAUACACCCCAGCAGCCCUUGAGUCAAGGAAAUUUGCAUUCUGCCUCGGAGCCUCGAAUGGAAUGGCCGUGGCUACUAAGCAAUCCAGAACUUAUAUCUGGAUACACAGACGCACUUGGUGGCGGAUAUGGCAGCGUACAUAUGUGCCUCACAGGAGGAUAUAAUGGAUCUUUAACAAGGUAUGUCUUCCGAUAG
Molecule: messenger RNA, 252 nt
Organism: Pelobates cultripes (western spadefoot toad)
Lineage: Eukaryota; Metazoa; Chordata; Amphibia; Anura; Pelobatidae
Source: the annotation of a GenBank genome assembly